This is a messenger RNA of Coregonus clupeaformis (lake whitefish), 1749 nucleotides long. It is a transcript of the gene msmp1, whose product is annotated as microseminoprotein, prostate associated 1. The coding region runs from base 937 to 1335 and encodes 132 amino acids. The record is from RefSeq and is a predicted model, not a curated record. The transcript is spliced from 4 exons. Lineage: Eukaryota; Metazoa; Chordata; Actinopteri; Salmoniformes; Salmonidae.
GAGAGAGGGGACAGGAGGGAGAUCAUGUGAGACAGAGGGAAGUAGUUUGACACCACCACCACUAUUGUCACUUGUCAUCCUCCCCUUUCAGAAGCAGUAUUCUUACCCACUCUGCUCAGCCAAAGUUCUAGAAUCUAGACAAAAGUAGUAGAUCAACGUUAGCUCUAACACUUUGGGGGUCCACAGAUCUAUGAUAACCUGCAAGUAUGUUCACAUUUGGCUAAAUUAGUUGUUUUGCCACUAGGCUAAAUGACAGGGCAUAUCCCAGAACAUAUAUUUGUGCAUUCUGCUGUGUUGAGACAACGUUAACAGUCCCCUGACAAAUUGUGACAAAAUGCAUCACACUAUUAUUCCAGUGUGUAACGGCCUAACGGGAAGCGCUACACUGAACGGUUUGUUGAGAAUUAUGAACGUUAUUUACGGGCCACCACAGCGAAGCAUAGCUCGUUAAGUGACCUCACGAGAGGAGCGCGAGGUAGAUGAGCCGUUGGAAUGUGCAUGAUGUCAAAAAGAAGCAGAUUUUCCGUGUUCCCAAAUAAGAGCCCUCACCGGGAACGUUAUGGAGCCGUGAUACCAGUUGAGUCAUGGUGUUGCCAUGCUCGCUAAGUGUUUCUAUCAUUUUAGAGGUCAUGCCCACUGGAGCGAAGAGGAGCUGAUCUCCGGAUUGUCAAGGCGGUGCCAAGACACAGACUUUUUCCCCUUGCCCCACCAAACCCAACCCUGUGACACCCCACAUGCCCCUCCCCCGUGCCCCACACCCCUGCCUCGACCCUGGUCGGUCCUCAUGAUGGAGCUAACUAACCCCACCUCCACCCUGUAUGCUGAGGUCGUAAAGAUGUUGGGGUAUAAAUGGAGGUGCGAGGUGGAGGAGAGGAAUCAGAAAACUCUUGAGAACUAGAUCUAGAACUAUAAAACGAGAACUAGAACGUUAAGAAUAUGGUGAUGAUGGACUCCAUUGUUGGGAGAAACUGGCCACUGACCUUCCUGGCUGGGACUCUGCUCUGGACAACCUGCCUUGGAGCUGCUAUGCAGUGCCACUUCAACUCCAAAGCCAUGUGUGUGUAUGAGGGGAGACACUACUCUCUGGGGGAGUCCUGGAUGGAGGAUGGCUGUCUGCAGUGUACCUGUCUGCACCCUGUCGGCGUCGGUUGCUGCGAGACGGUGCAUCACCCGGUGGACUUCCCAGCGUGGUGUGAGGUUCGGGUGGACACUCUGACCUGUAAGAUGACCCUCGUUCAGAGCGCUGACCCCCGCCUGCCCUGCGGACCCGGGGAUGGACACAACCUGGACCCCAGCCACGGCUCACUGGACAACUACUUGCAGCUAGCGGAGUAGACAGGGACGGAAUCACGGUGGACAGUGGAGGCUGGUGGAGGGAGAAAUCGAAGAACGGGCUCAUUUAAUUCCAGCCAUUAAAAUGAGCCUGUUCUCUGAUUUAAAGUGGGACCAGCCUCCACUGAAGUCGGAUGAUCAACUCCCUGCACCACCGACCACCCCAGUCUGUCUGUCUACUCCAAACACUACAUUCUCACGUGUUGCAGACCAGUAAUCCGUUAACAUUUAAACCGCAUGAAUAUUACAAUAUACUGUACCAUAAGCAGAACAUUAUACUCAGUUGGAAUGCAGAGGUGAGCCCACAUAAUGUAAUCCCACAUGUAUGGCACAUUGUUUUGCACUACUGUAAAUAUCAGCUCUUAUAGUAAUAUAUAACAAUUCUUGUUGUAUUUGUUCUGUAUUGCAGUUAUUCAG